Drosophila willistoni is the source of this 1281-nucleotide messenger RNA. RefSeq lists its product as uncharacterized. The record is from RefSeq and is a predicted model, not a curated record. The transcript has 6 exons. The coding region runs from base 285 to 1082 and encodes 265 amino acids. Lineage: Eukaryota; Metazoa; Arthropoda; Insecta; Diptera; Drosophilidae.
ACAAAUUUCAAAAUUGUCCUAAUUGGAGCAUUAUUUCAGCAACGUGGCUGCCUUAGAAAUGAUGGUCAUAGUAUAGAAAAUUAUUUGAAUCAUUUUUGUGAGAAAACAUCCCAAAUUUAAACAAUUUGAGUAUUUGAGAAUAAGAGCUUAUUCUUUAAAAAUUUUAAAGAAAUUUAAGGUUUUAAAAUUGCCAACCUCAUCGAUCUGGGUCAACGCAAACUGCACGUUUUAUAUAUCUCGGAUUCAGCCAGAUCGGAUAAAUAUAUGAUAUAUUUAAAAGCUUAAUGCAUUCAGUUGGUAUACAUUCCGCUAUGGCCAUAAAGCGCCAACGGAAGCGGCGUGAUGAACAGAAAAGAGCCCGAGAGCGACGUUAUAGUACUCAAAGCUCAGAAAGUGGUGAAACGUUUCAUUCUCCAAGUGGAUCCGUAAGACGUAGAUAUCACCAUUCCAGUCACUCAGCUAGAUCUGGACCUGGUAUGCUCGACAGCCAGGUUGUGACUAGCAUUGGAAUGUUGCACAUUGGUAUUGUGUUCAUCGUUUUUGGAGUGUUUUUGUGUGGUGCUGGAAUUGUCCCGGACGAAACAAUGUCAUGGAACGUGUUUAGCUCUAGCUCUGCGUGGUGGAAUGAAGUUACUUGUACUGGGCUAUUUUCUUUCGGAUUAGGUCUGUUUUUAUUAAUUUUAAACUGUUUGAUUAGUCGAAAGGAAGAAGAAGACCUUGAAGACUACGUACAGAGACAACUGACUAGAUCUCGUUCUGGUCAUCGCCUAGAAAGAGAUAUAGAGACUGGAGUUCUAACAACGCGACAUACGCGAAAAGCAGUAGCCUUGCAAAAAAAUGCACGCAAUAACUCAAAUACAGAUGUAGCCGUUGUAGCUUGUGGUGUUGGUGAAAGUAUUACAGAUGGCUCGAUUUCCGGUCGAAAUGCUCAUAACAAUGGUGACAUACUACUUGAAAAAAUAGUUGAGGAGGAUGCUCAUUAUUUAAACGAUCGCAGCGCUGGCAUUUCACCAAUCGAAAAUGAUACUAAACAGCUCUUAACAAUAGAACAUGUAAAUGCAAUCAAUGUAACUCGAAUAUAAGAUAUAUCAACUUUAAAAUAUUUUUUUCCAAUUCUAUAUGUAAGAGAAUAAGAAUAACGCAUAAAAUCUGUUUAACUUUACAUUUACUAGACUUUUUUACUAUUUUGUAAUAUAUUAAUUACUACUAUUAGCAACAUCAUAUUUAUAAGUAUAUGGAUACUGUCACAUACUAAUAAAAAAGAGAAAUUUGCCUUGCACU